Tremella mesenterica DSM 1558 is the source of this 516-nucleotide messenger RNA. RefSeq lists its product as uncharacterized. The transcript has a single exon. Bases 1 to 516 code for a protein of 171 amino acids. The record is from RefSeq and is a predicted model, not a curated record. NCBI's taxonomy places the organism in Eukaryota, Fungi, Basidiomycota, Tremellomycetes, Tremellales, Tremellaceae.
AUGGGACCCAACCUCACGAAAAACGAAUCAACGAACGACCCGUUGGACACAAACACUGAUGCUACUACUGCUGGUUAUUGCACCCUAGUUGUCGAUUUCCCUCGAACCGAAAUACACACCACUCCCUUGAAAAACUUGAUCCCCCGGCUCACUGCUGACUUAUACUCUAAGGGUAAUCCCUCUACCGCAGUCAUUGACGCAGCCUAUCGGGCUCAAGGCACCAUUCUCUCCGCUAAGAAUUUCAACGUGACUCAAUACCAAGCCGCAUAUUCCACUCAAUUGGCAAAAAGUACACAUGGAGGUACUUUGUGGUCUCAUCAGAGAGAGGCGUUAUUGGAUGAUGUGGUGAAGGUAGGAUGGCAAGAUUUUCUUGUCAAACGUGUCACACAGGCCCAGGCCACGCUUCAGAAGGAGGGGAUGGAUCAGUCGGUGUAUGUGUUUUUUGACGCUCCGGAGUAUGAUAAGACUCUAUUGAAGGCGAAGAGUACGUGGGUGGGACCAUAUCAGCGCCCGUAG